This is a messenger RNA of Rodentolepis nana, 2364 nucleotides long. NCBI's taxonomy places the organism in Eukaryota, Metazoa, Platyhelminthes, Cestoda, Cyclophyllidea, Hymenolepididae. The record is from the annotation of a GenBank genome assembly.
AUGGAAGCUAACAUUUCGGAUGACAAACUGAAGUACUACCAAUUCCCAGGUUACACCCUGUACAAUCUUCCUAACCACCGGCAAGUUGCAAGUGGAAUUCUAACUGGAGUAAAAGAAGGCCUCGCCUCACUCUACGAUCUAAUCAAGGGUAUGGGCUCGACACAUGACAAAUGUGAAAUAAUCAGAUUAAAUGUUUGGAAGAGACUNGUAGUCUGGAAAGAGAAGCUAAUUCUAAAAUUGGCAAAGAUUGGUAUUAAGCAUAACAAGCUAAACUGGAUAAAAGCAUUCUUUGGACAAAGAUCGUGUAAAGUCAGAUACGGAAAUGCUCUAUCAAAAUCCAAUCGUUUACAAACAGGUCUUGCACAGGGAGCUGUCACAAGCUGCACUCUUUUCAAUGUCUUCAUCAAUGACCUAGCCGAAUUGGUACAGACAGUCACAGGCAUCAAGUGCUUACGUUAUGCAGAUGAUCUUAUUCUAUGGUAUUCCGACCCUAAGAAAAAUGCUCAGGAGAGGACAGAAACUGCCAAAACUAAGAAAAAUGCUCAGGAGAGGACAGAAACUGCCAUAAAUUGUGCACUUAAACUACUAGCACACUGGUGCGACAACAAUGGAAUGGUAAUUAACACUCCAAAAACUGCAUUCGAAACAUUUUCUUUGGCCCAUCACGGCAUAAACCCGCUUUUAAGGUACAAGGAUACUACCAUAGAAAAAACCAAUGAGUUCACUUAUCUCGGAAUGACGAUUGACACAAAGCUAACGUGGAAAAGUCACAUUGCUAAAAUAGCAGAACGAGUCUCUAAUAGACUGAAUGUCCUGAUGUGUCUUGCUGGUAGCGUAUGGGGCUGUGCGCGCUCAACUCUCAACACCACUUACAAGAUGUUUAUUCAGCCAAUAAUGUUGUAUUGCUGUGAGCCACUCAUUACAGCCACAGAGGUGACUCUCAAACCACUCGAGAAGGUUCACAACCAAGCAUCACGACUAAUUACUGGAGGGAUACAAUCAACACCCAUUGAUGCAAUGCCCCUAGUUACGGUAAGCACCACAAUAGAUUCCCUUAUCAAAGAAAAGGCCUUGAUCCUAUAUAAGAAGCUACUGCGCAUUCCCAUGGACAAGUUCUUCAGCACCUAUGAGAAUAAACCAAAACAUCUGAAAACGCAAUCUGGUCUAAUACAGAAAGCCAUAGAACUGAAGAAAGNUGUCUUGCUGCCACUCAUUACAGCCACAGAGGUGACUCUCAAACCACUCGAGAAGGCACACAACCAAGCAAUACGACUAAUUACUGGAGGGAUAAAAUCAACACCCAUUGAUGCAAUGCUCCUAGUUACAGGAAGCACCACAAUAGGUUCCCUUAUCAAAGAAAAGGCCUUGGUCCUGUAUGAAAAGCUACUGCGCAUUCCCAUGGACAAGUUCUUCAGCACCUAUGAGAAUAAACCAAAACAUCUGAAAACGCAAUCUGGUCUAAUACAGAAAGCCACAGAACUGAAGAAAGCGUUACAAAUCUAUGAUAAACCAAAAAGCCUCUCUCUCCCCAUGAACCCAUUAGCAGACAUUGAUGUAGUGUGUUGCACCCAACCGCUCGACUUCUUCUGGAAAUCAAACACUCCUCCAGAGCAAAUGCGCUCACUGGCCCUUGAGAUCAAUGGCUCCAAGUCUUCACUGAUGUGUGUCUAUUCUGAACUCUUCUCUUUCUACGCAACAGCGGGACAUAAUAGAUCCGCUUUUGAAGGAGAAAUAGUGGCUAUUGGGAUAGCACUAUGCCAAUUAUGUUGCCUUUAUACGAAAUUCACCAAAGUGGUGAUACUUUCGGACCCACCGUCAGCAAUAGACUCUAUUGGAGACAGAGAGCCACCCAAAACAGCUGAGAUAAAGGAAUGUAGAAAACUCUAUCAGCUGCUGAGAGAGAAAAACAAAACAGUGGUCCUACAAUGGAUUCCUGGUCACUGUGGCAUUAAAGGCAAUGAGCUUGCUGACACACUUGCUAAGAAGGGGACAACGAUUUUGCAAUGCAUAGACCGGCCGAUGUCUUUCCACACAAUGAAGGCCUUAAUCAGGAGAGAAUUCCAGACCUCACGGUUCAACGAACUCAAAGCUCGAACAAAGGGGAAACAGUGGACAGUGGCACUCUCCGACAUACCCGACUGGCCAAGAAUCGAAGCCGUUGUUGAGUUCACACUACGUACCGGACACGAUUGCUUGGCAAAACACCUUCACAGAUUGCGAGUAUACACUCAACCCACAUGCCCUCUAUGUAACCUACAUGAGGAAAUGGAGAAGACCCACCUGAUUCGGUGUCCAGCCCUAAAGACAAUGACGGAAAGCCAGAGAUACUGGGAAGCAAGAAGACAGCUAAUGAAUUACUAUUAA